AUGUCAAUAGUGCACAUCAUUUCUUUACACACAGCGGCUCUAUUACAUAACUUUCAUCUCUGCAUCAGUGCAUGUGGUAAAGCUGAAUAUGAAUUUAAUGGAGAAUGUUGUCCUAUGUGUGGACCUGGUUUUCAUGUGUACAGACAUUGUUCUGAGUAUACAUCUACAUCAUGUAUACCCUGCUUGCGAUCCACUUUCACUGAUUUACCCAAUGGACUAAAUCACUGUUUCCCAUGUACAGUCUGUGAUUCCAGUCAAUGGUUAAGAACAAAGACAGAGUGCACAUCUAUUGCAGACACCAUCUGUGAACCACGUGAAGGAUUUUACUGUAUUGACCAAAACAAACACAGUUGUAGAGCAGCUGUUGAACAUUCAAAAUGUAAACCUGGACAAUACAUCAUACAGAAAGGAACAGCAGAUACAGACACUGUGUGUGAUGACUGUGUUGGUGAAACUUACUCAGACGGUUCAUUCUCAUCCUGUCGGCCACAUACACAGUGUGAGAGUUCCAAUGGUGUUGUGAGACAGGUAAAAAGGCCAGGAACUCAUUCAUCAGAUACUGAAUCUAAUUCUCAAGAGAUUGUGGCCUCAUUUGAGGAUGAGGAGCCUAAGAGCUUGUGA
This is a messenger RNA of Chanos chanos (milkfish), 621 nucleotides long. RefSeq names its product tumor necrosis factor receptor superfamily member 14-like. The record is from RefSeq and is a predicted model, not a curated record. Lineage: Eukaryota; Metazoa; Chordata; Actinopteri; Gonorynchiformes; Chanidae. Gene Ontology annotation, biological process: defense response to Gram-positive bacterium; positive regulation of T cell migration; defense response to Gram-negative bacterium. Bases 1 to 621 code for a protein of 206 amino acids. Gene Ontology annotation, molecular function: protein binding. The transcript is spliced from 6 exons. Gene Ontology annotation, cellular component: external side of plasma membrane.